Molecule: messenger RNA, 1587 nt
Organism: Salvia miltiorrhiza (redroot sage)
Lineage: Eukaryota; Viridiplantae; Streptophyta; Magnoliopsida; Lamiales; Lamiaceae
Exons: 5
Coding region: 1-1587 (528 amino acids)
Source: RefSeq, a predicted model, not a curated record
AUGAAGUUUAACUCUGGUUUUGGCUAUGACAACAACGCUAAAAAGUUCACGGCCCCGAAUGAAGUUUGGGAUGCAUACUGUCAGGCUCACCCAAAAGAUGCAUACUUGCGCCAUGGGAAUUAUCCGGAUUAUGAAGACUUGGAAAUUGCUAUUGGGAACGGUGUGGCGGUAGGGAAAAACUCAAUUGGAUUGGGUAGUGCUACUGAUGCUAGGACACUAGGAGCUGAUGAAAAUAGAGUUCCGCACAUAGAGGAGUUGCAUUAUGAUACUGAAACUGAGGCGUUUGUAGGACUUACUCAAGACGAUCCGCCAUCAUUCGGUUCCAAAUCACCUUUGGUAUUUUCUGAAGUGUCUGUGGAAUCCACUCAGAGAAGAGCUCCCGCCAAAAGAAGUAGAGGCCAAUUUGAGAUAAAUGCUGGUCACACUGAAAAUAGUUCGCAUCAGGAAUUCAUGGCAGAAAUCAAGCCUCUUGAUAAAAUUGAAAAUGAAAUUGAAGAUGAAAUGGAAGAUGAACUUGAUGAUGAAAUUGACACAAAAAUGGAGCUUGAAUUUUGUGAUCAGGUUAGGCUUUUGAUGGAGGCAACUAAGAUCAUUAGAGAGAAAACUCAUGUUCAAGAUACACGAUACACAACUGUUGAAGAAAUGGUGGCAACAUUCUUGAUCAUUGUUGGACACAACGAUCGUUAUUGUAAUGUUCGUCAAAGGUUUGAUCGUUCACAUUUUGCUACUAGUCGGAACUUCAAUAAAAUCUUGAGAGCAUUGAACACCAUAGCACCGGACAUGAUGGUUAAGCCGACUACAACAAUACCCGCUAAAAUUCGGGAAAGUACAAGAUUUAAUCCUUUCUUUAAGGAUUGUAUCGGAGCUAUAGAUGGAACUCAUAUCCCGGCCAUGGUCACAGGCAGAGACGUAAGCAGUUAUCGUAACCGUCAUGGGGUGCAAUCGCAAAAUAUUUUGGCAGCUUGCAACUUUGAUUUGCAGUUCAUCUAUGUGCUUAAUGGAUGGGAAGGCUCGGCCCAUGAUUCAAAACUUUUAACUGACACAUUAUCCAGACCUAAUGGACUUCAUGUGCCUCAAGGUAAAUAUUUCCUAGUGGAUUGUGGAUUUGCUAAUCGCUGUCAGUUUUUGGCUCCGAUGCGUGGUGUUCGAUAUCAUCUCAAAGAUUUCGGUGGUCAAGGUCGUCACCCCAGAAAUGCAGAUGAGUUGUUCAAUCUUCGACAUGCAUCAUUGCGAAACAUGAUUGAACGAAUUUCUGGAAUCUUCAAAUCACGAUUCACAAUUUUCAAAGCGGCUCCUCCAUUUUCAUUUCAAACACAAGCAGAGUUGGUAUUGGCUUGUGCUGGAUUACAUAACUUUCUUCGAAAGGAGUGUCGUUCUGAUGAAUUUCCAAUUGAAGAUGAAGAAGAGAAUGCUGCACCCGAUGUUGAGAACGAUGCAGACAAUUUGGAAUAUCUUUCUCAAAGCCAGCUGUCUCAGAGGAAUGAAGCUAAUGCAUGGAGAGCAAGUAUUGCUAAUGCUAUGUGGGAAAAAAGGUCAACGUAUGGAAACGAUGGAAACGAAUAUGAUGAGACUGAAGAUAAUGUCUAG